Emiliania huxleyi CCMP1516 is the source of this 315-nucleotide messenger RNA. RefSeq lists its product as hypothetical. The record is from RefSeq and is a predicted model, not a curated record. NCBI's taxonomy places the organism in Eukaryota, Haptophyta, Isochrysidales, Noelaerhabdaceae. The coding region runs from base 1 to 315 and encodes 104 amino acids. The transcript is spliced from 2 exons.
AUGAUCCUUACGUCUCUGCGCUCCCGUAUGAGCGAGGCUGCCGACGCUGCCAUGAUUGAGGCUGCCGACGCCGACGGGCGGCUGCGCGACGACCCGCUGACGGACCGCCCCGUGGACGCGGCAGCGGCGGCAGAGCGAGAGAGAUCGGCGAAGGCGGCCAAGCUUGCUGCGCAGACCGCCAACGCGAUGGUCGCCGUGCAGGGGCAGCUCAAGUUGCGGGGACAGGCAGCGGACAAGGCCGCGCACGACGCCAACGCGGAGGCGGGAGCGCCGGUGAAAGCGUCGUCUAUGAUGGUCAAUACCAAACAACUCUAA